UAUUAUAUUUGAUAAAUAGUUUUAGUGGCGUGUGACUGAGUGCAGAGAAUCACGUUUAUAACUGACCUUUAGCUAGCGCGAUGGUUUUCAUUAGUUUUAUUGUGUUGAAUCUCAUAUUAGCGUUACUUUAUAGAACGUAUUGUAAAUUAACAUACGGUAUAAAUAAAUGCAGCAGGCAUUUGGUCGGCAAAGUGGUGAUAGUGACCGGAAGCAGCAGCGGUAUAGGAUACGAGACAGCAAAAGACUUAGCGGAGCGUGGAGCCCGGGUAAUACUCGCUUGCAUAAAUGAUCUACACGGUAACAAGGCCAGAGACCAGAUCAUUUCAGAAUCCGGGAACCAGGAUGUGCAUUAUCGUCAGCUGGAUUUAGCGUCAUUUGAUUCUGUCAGAAGAUUCGCUGAAGAAUUCAUUAAAACCGAAAAUCGUUUAGACAUUCUUAUCAACAAUGCUGGAGUACUCGUCGUGGACAAUGUAAAGACGGAAAACGGCUUGUUUGUCGGUAUGCAAACAAAUCACUUCGGGCCUUUUCUGCUCACGAAGCUUCUUCUUCCGCUAAUUAAAUCGUCAGCUCCGAGUCGCAUCAUCAACGUUACGUCCAUAGCCUACUCAAAAGGAAUUAUUGAUUUUAAUAAUUUAAAUUUGGAAAAAGAAACUUCGCAGUCAUACAGUAAAAUGCAAGCAUAUAAAAACAGCAAGCUGUGUAAUGUUCUAAUGACCACUGAGUUGGCGAGACGGCUUGAAGGUACUGGAGUGACUGCUAAUUGCUUACAUCCCGGCUUUGUAAAAACUGAUAUUUUAAAUCCUGAUAAACUGCCAUUUUCGAAGUACUGGCUUCCUUUCGCAAGUUUCUUUAUUAAGACCCCUCGGGAAGGGGCUCAGACUUCAAUAUACCUGGCGGUGUCUCCUGAGGUAGAAAACGUAACCGGCUGUUAUUUCGCCGAUUGUCAGGUUAAAACUUUAACCGAAACGGGGCGUAAUACUGAACUGGCUCGCCGUCUCUGGGAAGAGUCUGAAAAAAUAAUUGCGAAGAAAUGAAAUAUAUAUAUAUUUAUAAGUGUCAUAAGAAUCUAUGUUUUGUUAAGUUCAUUUUGGUAUAUGAAUGGUUACAUAAUGAAUAAACUUGUUUCAAUUAUUUUACAUUAAACAUGUGACAGAAUUUAUGACCUGACUAGGUAAAAUGCUUCCACGUUGACAGAGUAAACGUAAAUAAACUAAAAAUUAUCACAAUCUCUUUUCUACGGUUUUCAUUUUUCUUUUUAUUCAGUGCCAGUCUCUCAAACAGAAAUAGGCUUUGCUUUACCUAAAAAAAAAAACAUCCGCUGCAUUUCCAUAAUAUUUUGAGCUCAUUUCGAAACGUGAAAAAAUCUCAAUAACAAAAUAUAAUGUGCUAAAAAACGAGCUAUAAACCUCAUGCAAAUAAGAUCGUUUACGGUGGCUGCUCGACAUGAAAAUUAGGCAAAAACCCUCCGC
Molecule: messenger RNA, 1469 nt
Organism: Bombyx mori (domestic silkworm)
Lineage: Eukaryota; Metazoa; Arthropoda; Insecta; Lepidoptera; Bombycidae
Product: retinol dehydrogenase 11-like
Exons: 1
Coding region: 81-1034 (317 amino acids)
Source: RefSeq, a predicted model, not a curated record